Molecule: messenger RNA, 5112 nt
Organism: Pyrus x bretschneideri (Chinese white pear)
Lineage: Eukaryota; Viridiplantae; Streptophyta; Magnoliopsida; Rosales; Rosaceae
Product: F-box/kelch-repeat protein At3g06240
Molecular function (GO): protein binding
Source: RefSeq, a predicted model, not a curated record
CCCGUAAAAAACAAGAAGCGCGAGCCUUAGGGCGGCGAACAGCAAAACCAUUAACUUUUUUUUUUUUUUGUUUCGGAAACGCAAAACCAGUGUUCGGAAACGAAGAGAGAAACCCUAGAGAGCAUCGUCAGUGUCAGUAUGGGUUGACGACAACACAGAUACAGUUGUCAGAGCCGGAAAGGACGAAGGAAGACGCAGAGGAGUGCUCGGAAAUGAAGGAUUCCCAGUCCCUCGCGUCGCGGAGAGGAAUUUGAAUGGGUUUCCAAGUCUGACUUCAAUUUCUCCUAUUGAUCUCGACACUAUCGGAAAAUCAAGGUAACAGUUUCCGUGAUCAUUAUUCCAGUUUGUUUUGCUGACGAUUAAAGGAAAGGAGAGACGGAGGAGGAGGAUAUGGUGGCGCAAAUACGGUCAAGGUUGCCACCUAAAUCUUUGAUGCGGUUCAAAUGCGUCCGCCAGUUGUGGCGUGAUCUGAUUGAUAGUCCUAGCUUUGUGGCCAGCCACCUCUCAAAUUCGAAUAAUUCGAGUUCGUCCACCGCAUUGCCGUCAGGCAUUUUGUUGAUGGCGAAGAGGAUGAUAACGAGGAUGUUUUAGUGUCAUUUCUUAAUAUUUGCAAUGAUCGUGUUAAUGGCCGUGAUGACUUUGUUAAGGUUGUUCACUGUGGGGAUUUUUUUAUUGGUUUUCGGCUGAUCUACAAGAUAACGGUACCAUCUCUUCAUUUGAUAUGAGUGAUGAGGUAUUUCAUACUAUACCAGUUCCAUAUAAUUCCCAUGAGAGAAGAGAAUGGUGGAGCAGCCUUGCGGUAUGGAAUCAAUCCAUGAUGCUGAUUUCCUUUCACAGUGAAGAAGAAACUGGACUUUCGAAUCUGAGCCAAGAAUUGAGAUUCCUCUGGAAUUUUGUUUGAGUGAUGAACUUUUUAUGGUGGCCACUGAUGGACAUAUUGUCUCCUAUAAUGUACGCACGCAAAAGCUCAAAUACCGUCUUUGUGAUGGAAUUGAAGAUAAUCCAUGAACUGAAGUUGUUUAUGUCGAGAGCAUUGUUUCUGUCAAGGGAGACAACAAGUUUAAGGGCACAGAUCCGAACAGACUCUCUGCAAGGUCAUGUUUAGAAGAGGCCAGUGCACAAUGGGUGAACGAGCCUAUGCUCUGAAAAUGGUGUAGCUGCUUGAUCUUAGGCAAGAGUACUUUGGUGAUAAAGUGGUUUCAUGUGAUGAUGGCAUCCAAAAACAUAAAAUGGGUCUUUGUUUUGUGCUUGGACAAGAAUAUGUUGUCGAUCCUUAAUGAUACAGAAAAUGUGGGUGCAAGUUCAGCCAAAACUCAAAAUGAAGCUCCUGCUGGGCUGAGUUCCGCAGCCAUGCUGAAUCAGGGAAGAGGUAAAGGAAGAGGUGGACCAAUGGGCAGAGGAAAAGGGAGAGCCAUGGCAAAGGCAAUGAAACUCAAUUUGCAUCUUCUUCUCGAACACUAAGAAGAGGAAGAGGCAGUCAAGCCAUGUCAUCAUCAAGGCGAAUGGAGUUCACGCAUCAAUCUGCUGUAUUGCCAUCAUCUUCACAAACUGUGACAAGAGGAAGAGGUCAAGGCAGGGCCAAUGUAGCAAUGGCAACUUCACAAGACUUGCCCUUCCAACCAUCAACUUCGGUCAAUGCCAAGCCCAGGGGAAGAUUAAAACUCUCCUUUUGGAAACCGUGAAGUAUAUAAUCUACUGUUGGAGUUGUGCAACUGAAAGCAACCUGAAGAGAGUUCCUUAUUGCAGCUUCUGAAUGAAUAGAGCUGACCAAUUAUAAAGUCAAGAGCCCCAACUCUGACCAUUAUCAGCCUUGCAAGGCCUUAACAACAACAUUCAUCAAGUAGUUUUAAUGAAUCAUGUUUGGAAACUGCACUCAGUGGGCUUUUGAAUGGUAAGUUUAUUGCUUAAUUAUUGGUAAGAAAUAAUUAAAUGCAUAGACUAAUUAUGGUUAGUCUUUUAAACAUGUGGCACAAUCUGGAGGGAGGUAAGGCCACACAAGGGUUAGGGGGGUGAGAAAAAAUGCAUAAACUAACUCUUGAUUGACUGACUUAAAUUCUGUAAAUUAGGACAUCUAUGGUUCGUUUGGAAAUGCUUCUCUAAGAAACAGUAAAUUCUGUAAAUUAGGACAUCUAUGGUUCGUUUGGAAAUGCUUCUCUAAGAAACAGUUUUUCUGGAAGCUUUUUUAGUAUAUACAUGUAGAAAUGAAGAACAGUAAACUUAUAAUUAUGCUGAACACUGGGCAAGCCAAAUUUAAAUAGUGUGUUGCUAUUCCUACCUGAUGUCAUGUCCUCAACCACCAUUAGGGAAAAUCUUAACAACAAAUUUAUUCAUUCAUAAAUGACCUUGAUAACCUUUAUUUAUCGUAAUCUAGCCGACUCUUUACUCCCACAUAGGCCUAGUAAACCUAUAUUAUUUUCGCUCCGUCUUCUUUAGUUGGAUGUAGUGCUUGAAAUAUAUCUUUUCAAGAGAUCUUCUCUCGUUGCAGAUUAUUGAUCACCCUGUUUUUUUUUUUUUCUUUACUUUCCAUUGUUUCAAUUAAUCACAAUUGACACUAACAUAAAGCUUCACUUGAGUUUCGGUUUCGCUAUACAUAAAGAAGAGUAAUUCGCCGAUUUCCCCCCUUAACUUGUACCCCAUUGCCAAUACUACCCAUAAAGUUUUAUCGUGCCAGUUUCUUCCCUAAAAUACUGUGAAUGACCAAUUUCUCCCUAUCUUCAAAUUUAUCCAAAUUGCAUCCAAAAAGUAGCAUGUUGGUCAUUAAAUCUUCUAUUAUGUUUGUUAUAUUUUCUUUCUUAAUGUUGUUGUUAUUAUUUUUGAAAUGUGACAUUUUCAAUAGAAGGUUAGAUGAAAUGCGUAGAAACAUGGCCGUCUGGGGAAAUUGGCCAUUUAUAUUAAUUAUUGGGAAAUCGUCAAAAUACUCUCGAUUUAGGGAAAUGAUAUCCGCACAUCCCAUUCCUCCGCCUGCAGAUCCCUGUUUAUUUAUGUUCCUUGAUUCUCCUUUUGAUUUAUUUAGUAUAAUAUCCACAAAUAAAUGGGGUGUUAAAAAAAAUGGUGUGCAGAAAUCAUGUCCUAUAUUCAUAUGGAUUAUUGUUCACUUCUUUCUUGAUAUAAAUUGUAACGUAAAGUUUGUUCUCGAGACAGAUAAUAAAUGGCAUCCACAUUUGGAACAAUUUUUUUUUUUUCCUUUUUAGCUUAUAAAGUCCAAGGUCCCCCGAACCAUUCCAUCAUCGAACAGCAGCAAAAGAAGAAGAACAAACCCUAGAGAGAAAUAUCAGUAUGAUUGAGCAUUGACUAUAACAGAGAGACUAGUCAGAGCCAAGCGGAAGGAAGAAGCAACAAGUGUUUGGAAACGAAGGAAUCUCAGUCGCUCCAAAGAGGAAUUUGAGUGGAUUUUGAAGUUUAAUCAAUUUGUCCUCUUGGACUCGGCACAAUUGGAAAUCCAAGGUAAGAUUUCCCUUGAUCUUGCUCCAUCAUUGUUCCGCCUUAUUUAAUUUGCUGAAAAGCAUAAAAGGAAAAGUAAAGGAGGAGAAAUUAAUUAUUAAUUAAUUAAUUAAUUAAUUAGUUCAUGGCAAAGUCAAGUAAUUUGACGGAUGAUAUGGUGGUGCAAAUCCUGUCUCGAUUGCCACCUAAAUCUUUGAUGCGAUUGAAAUGUGUCCGCAAGCUGUGGCGUGAUCUAAUUGAUAGUCCUAGCUUUGUGGCGAGUCACCUUUCUAACUCGAAUUUGAAAUCGAAAUCAGAUUCCUCCACCAGCAUUGUUGUAAAACAUACUGUUAAAAAUGUUGAGGAUGAUAGAAAGCACAUUUUAUUGUCAUUGCUUAAUGUUUGCAAGGAUGUUAGUGAUGGUGAUGAUCGUGUUGAGGAUCUUGGUGUUGUGUAUCCUUUGCUGAGUAUAUCUUCCCCUAAUUUUGAAAUUGCGGGUUAUUGUGAUGGGAUUUUUUGUCUAAGUCUUCACUUUUGUCCCGAGGAUAUUGCUUUAGUCAAUCCAGCUAUCAUGGAAUUUCAGUUUCUUCCCAAGUCUGGUCUUCUCCUCCCUCCCCCACAACCAGAUGUUGCUGAUAGAGUGGAUACCAUUACCAAUGCUAUCGUUGGGUAUGAUUCCAAAGCUGAAACAUACAAGGUGGUUAGAAUUGUGAAAUUUUUGCCAGGGCCUAGAAAAGCAGAGGUAUACACUUUAGGUGCUGAUUCUUGGAGAGAGGUCAAGUUUGAAAUCGAUUGUUCUGUCAUCUGGACACCUUCUUUUUAUUUCUACUUCAAGGGGGUUUUUUAUUGGUUUGCUACUGAUCUCCAUAAUAACGAUUUCAUCCUUACAUUUGAUAUGGGUGAGGACGUAUUUCAUAAUAUACCAGUUCCGUAUGAUUCCCUGGAGAGAUUUGCAUGGAAUUGCAGCAUUGCAGUAUGGAAUGAAUCCAUUGCUUUGUUUUGCUACUGCAAAGAUGAAGGAACUGGACUUUCUAUCUUUGAUAUAUGGGAGAUGGAUGAUUCUACUGAUGAGGUAAAAAGUCUGUGGAGUAAGAAACGCUUAACAAUCGAAUCUGUACCAAGUAUAGAGAUUCCAUUGGUAUUUUGGAAGAAUGACGAGCUUCUUCUGACGGCCACUGACGGACGUGUUGUCUCCUAUAACAUACGCACUCAAAAGCUCAAAGACCUUCCUAUUCAUGGCCUUGAAAAUCCACUAUAUAUUCAAGCUGUUCUUUAUGCAGAAAGCCUUGUUUCUGUCAGGGGAGGCAAUCAGCCUCUGGCUAUAGACCCAAACAGAUACACUGGAAGUGUAUCGUUCGAGUUGUACUUUUACCCGAGGCAUGUAUGAGUUUAUGCACUGGAAAUUCAUGGCUAGGCUGCUGGAUCUCAGGAAAGAGUACAGUUGGGAUAUCGCGUGAGGAAAAUGUAUGUACUUGUUUCUCUUGUUCUACUUGAAUUUCGUUGUUGUGGUGGUGUAUUUUGAAAUGUUAAUUAGGCUAAAGUCGAAAAGACAUUGCUGACUUUGGUUGUUGAUGUUUUCUUCUCUAUCUUAUGAACUUUCGUUAUCGUCUUAAAAUUUAGGUUUACCUUUCGAACUUCAAUGUAUGGAAUUUGGUUUUCUGUUUUAAUGGAGCGAACGCUAUUUUGUUUACA